CAGAUGUCGCAUCAGAAAAUGCCUGCUUAUUGCCGGCAACGAUUCAACGCGAGAAAUCCUGCGCAUUGGCUGGAGCUCUGGCUGGGUCGUAGGCGCUCGUCGCUCCAUCUUGAGUAGUUUCUAGCUUGUGUGCGGUCCGGGAGUGUUAAAAGUGCGAUUUUAACCGAUGUUUAUAUUUUGAAGUGCAAAGAACGCAACCCAGAAAUGUCUUCGAACAACACCGUGAAACAAUCGACCACGCAACGUAUGAUACAAGCCGUGCCGUUUCCGCCGAGUCAAAAGCUGACAGUGGCCGAAGUUUUCGAUGCAAAAACCGCCAAACCGAAACCGGAAGCGCUUAAGCAGCACUUUGUGCUUGAAGGGCGCAUCGAUGAAACGGCCGCAUUGCGCAUCAUCAACGAGGGUGCUCAGCUCUUGCGCGCCGAAAAAACUAUGAUCGACAUCGAGGCACCCGUCACAGUAUGCGGAGAUAUACAUGGUCAGUUUUAUGACCUUAUGAAAUUAUUCGAAGUAGGGGGUCCACCCGCAAAUACAAAGUACCUUUUUCUUGGCGAUUACGUGGAUAGAGGAUAUUUUAGUAUAGAGUGUGUGUUGUACCUGUGGGCAUUAAAGCUGUGUUAUCCGACCACAUUGUUCCUCUUAAGAGGGAAUCACGAGUGUCGGCACUUAACGGAGUAUUUCACAUUUAAGCAAGAAUGUAAAAUAAAAUAUUCGGAAAGAGUAUAUGAUGCAUGUAUGGAGGCCUUCGACUGUCUGCCUCUUGCGGCGCUCAUGAAUCAACAAUUUCUCUGUGUACACGGCGGAUUAUCGCCAGAAAUACACAAUCUAGAUGAUAUACGAAAGUUAGAUCGAUUUAAAGAACCUCCCGCCUUCGGACCCAUGUGCGACCUGCUCUGGUCCGAUCCGUUAGAAGACUUCGGCAACGAGAACAACGCAGAACAUUUUUCACACAACUCCGUUAGAGGCUGCUCAUAUUUUUACAGCUAUGCCGCAUGUUGCGACUUCCUACAAAACAAUAAUCUCCUGUCGAUAAUUAGAGCGCACGAAGCACAGGAUGCGGGCCAACUUGCGGAAGGAGGUCAUACGCAAUAAAAUCCGGGCUAUUGGAAAAAUGGCUCGCGUAUUCUCUGUGUUAAGGGAGGAAAGCGAAUCUGUACUUCAACUUAAGGGUCUCACGCCGACUGGGGCGUUGCCUUUGGGCGCCCUUUCAGGCGGAAAAACCAGUCUUAAGAACGCCCUCCAAGGGUUCUCACCGAACCACAAAAUCACGAGCUUUGCCGAAGCCAAAGGGUUGGACGCGAUCAACGAGCGCAUGCCGCCGCGCAAAGACGCACCCCCUUCUCCUGCUGCGGAGGAACCCGGCGCCGCGACGCCACAGUCCAAUCAUACGCCGGCGUCGACGCAGCCGAAUGCGCAUUCGUGAGCUGCGCCUCCGCACCAAACAGCUUAGGGGCCAGCACCCGUUCAGCCCAGUCAACUCGUCUACUACAGGAAAUCAGGUGAAGAUACGGUAUUCAUUUUCGUGCAGCGGCUCCUACAUGUCACAUUCUUGAAACCCAAUAAAAACCCGCCUCAAUCCAAGACAUCGAGGAUUGGCAGGUCCGUCGCUGGCGAGACUCAACGGAAGCAAAAAGCUGGUCUGGUGCUUCGGUCUUUUGCGCAGCUACUGCGCGCGCCCCUGUCUCGCUCUUUCACACUGCUCUACUGUCUCAGUUGCACGGAGGGGGCCCCGUUCUAUGCGGCCCAAUCCCGUUCAACCUGAUCUAUAUUCCGCCUAUAUACAGAAUAAUUGCUGUCUGUUCUGCGCAGACAGUCGCUCUAUGUACUCUUUAUGGCGCGGUCUGUUUUUAUCGAAGUGCCAUUGUUGCGUCGCCGCUGGGAAUGUUCAAUUCGCCACUUAACAAUGCCGCUGAAAUUCCUAAUACUAAGACACUGUUUGCACUUUUAUAUAUUUAUUGGCCACUGUGUAUAUGUAAAUACCUAUUGCUUCCUAAGAUUGUUGUGUUCACAUUUUGUUUCACUGUUCAAAGCUCACACAUAUCACAAGAAGUGCCAUUGUUGUUUGAUUGAUUUUUCUUCACGUCAAAAAUUUUAAAAUUGUUAUAUUGAAAAAUAAUUGUUUGUUGUGAUGGUGGAUUUAUUUAGAUUUAACAUUAGUUAAAGCGUUUACUCGAUGGGAAGUCUUUAAACUAGAUUUAAUGAGUUUUCGUUGAGGACUCGCUGAUUGGCUGACCAAAUAUGAACGCAACAAUCCACCACUAAUUUUCCAAAAAAAAUAAAAAUCGGUCACUAGUUGAAGUGGCUUUCAAAACGAA
Messenger RNA from Dendroctonus ponderosae (mountain pine beetle), 2315 nucleotides. RefSeq names its product serine/threonine-protein phosphatase 2B catalytic subunit 3. Gene Ontology annotation, cellular component: calcineurin complex; cytoplasm. Gene Ontology annotation, molecular function: calmodulin-dependent protein phosphatase activity; calmodulin binding. Gene Ontology annotation, biological process: calcineurin-mediated signaling. The record is from RefSeq and is a predicted model, not a curated record. Lineage: Eukaryota; Metazoa; Arthropoda; Insecta; Coleoptera; Curculionidae.